Acanthochromis polyacanthus (spiny chromis) is the source of this 3367-nucleotide messenger RNA. It is a transcript of the gene dzip1, whose product is annotated as DAZ interacting zinc finger protein 1. Bases 249 to 3002 code for a protein of 917 amino acids. The transcript is spliced from 19 exons. NCBI's taxonomy places the organism in Eukaryota, Metazoa, Chordata, Actinopteri, Pomacentridae. Gene Ontology annotation, biological process: cilium assembly. The record is from RefSeq and is a predicted model, not a curated record. Gene Ontology annotation, cellular component: ciliary basal body; cytoplasm.
AACUUCCUGUCCUGCUUCGGGGAUUCGGACUGAGGAAUGUGGAGACCAGCGGCUACGUCACCCUCAAAUCUCCUGGGGUGUCGUCGGUAGAAAACUCCGUUAACGACUGAAAAAUAACAACACACCCUCAACAGGACGCUCGUCUCCGUCUCCAUGGUAACGUGGCGGACGCCCAGCGCUGCCUGCGAGGAGGCGGAACCGGAGAGCAGCCGAUCUGUGUGUGAGAGUGAAGGCGGAAUCAGCCGAGGAUGCCAUUUCAUGACAGAGUCUACUACCCCUACACCAGUGACACCCAGGGGACCCACUCGUCAGCAGGGAUCCCCUCCCUCCUGAACUCCCCGCUCAGCCAGCAGUCUGCUAACGGACACGCUGCGUCAGGUAUGACUCCAUCCAGCGGAGCCUCCGCCGUUCUCCCGUUCAAGUUCCGUCCCCGCCGGGAGAGCGUGGACUGGCGGCGGAUCAAUGCGGUGGACAUCGACCUGGUGGUGAGCCAGCUGGACGUGGACGCCCUCCAGGAGCACAUCGGCACCGUGACGUUCUGCAGCCUGGACGGGGAGCGGUGCCAGCGCUGCCAGAACCCCGUGGACCCGGCUCUGGUCAAGCUCCUGCAGCUGGCCCAGCUCACCGUGGAGUGGCUCCUCCACUGCCAGGAGUUCCUCACCGUCAACCUGCGGGCGGCCGAGGAGAGGCUGUCGGCCGCCGGCGGGGAGCGGGAGAAGCUGCUGGCUCAGCAGAAGAAGCAGGAGGAGAAGAUGAAGGCGCUGACCGCCGAGCUCAAGCAGCGGAAGAAGGUUAUUCGCACCCAGCAGUCCCUGCUCGCACCACGGAUCAUCAGCAGCCAGAAGUGUCCACAUUGUGAUAAAACCUUCCUCAAUUCCUCAUUUCUCCAGAAUCACAUGCAGCGCCGGCAUCCUGACGAAUACGACGUCCAGCUGCGGUCUGACAGUGAGAAGAAAUCUCAGAUGGACAGUCUGAAGCUGGAGAUCAGUGGUCUGAAGGAGCAGAUCGUUCAGCAGCAGCAGGCGUUAGCGGCUAAAGUAGCUCAGGAAAAAGAGCAGCAGUCCAUGCACAAAGACCUGCUGAGAGAACUGGAUCGUUUUAAGGCUGAGGAGAUGGCUCGCAUGGACAGGAAGAUAGAAGACAGCAGGGACGGCAUGCGCAAGGAAAUGGAGUUUCUUUACAACCGAAACAUUCAGGCUCUUAAUGAAGUGAAUCAGAAUCAAACAGCCAAGCAGGAAAAAUCCGUCAGUCCUGUGCAGCCGCAGCCAGAGAGAGAUGUGGACAUCUACAAAGAGAUGCAGAUACAAGCCAUCCAGAAGCUGGAACACCAAAUAAAGAAACAGGAUAAAAAAUGGGAAUCCAGACUGCAAGACAUUAACGCUCAGCACGAGUCUGAGAAGAAUCAGUGGCUGAAUGAACUGAGCAGGGUGCAGUCGUCGUUGUCGGAGCAGCAGGAGCGCAGCCAGAAGAUGCAGCAGGAGAUGAGCAGGAGGCUGCAGGAGAAGGAGCAGACCAUCAGGGCUCAGAGGGAGCAGAUGAGGACGAUUUCCACACAUCCACCCCCCAAAGUAGUGGAAUCACCAGUCAUUGUGAGUGCACCAGCACCGGAGCCUAAACAAAAGAGAGUUGUACUCGAAGAGCCAGUCUCUGCUCUUAAGCUGGAUCCUAUACAGGAGCUGUCAGAAGAGGAGAAAGAAUCCAGCAGCAUCUCUGAGAGAAAACCAGUGGAGAAGAAGCCAGAACCUGCACCAGAGAAGAAGCAGAGGGUGAACAGCAGCGCUCUGAAGAGGAACCCCAACAUCAAGAAAGAGAUGCGACCAGAGCUAGAACAGGCUGUCCUCAAGAAGCUGGAGAAGCUGGGCAUCAAGCCUGAUCAGAAAGGGCUGAAGAACAAGGAGCUCACUUCCAUCCUGGCCAAGGUGCAUUCAAGCCGGGAGAGCUUUGCAAAGGACAAGGCGGACUACUGGCUGCAUCGGGAGGAGAUAACCAGCGCUGUGGAGCAGAAGUUGGGUGGUGAGAGGAGAGGCAGCGAUCCGGCUCCACAGCCACAGAUCAGAUCCAGAAACACUGUUCAAGUGGUCCAGAUUCGGCCUCGGUCCAGCAGCCUUCCUUCCAGAGCCAGUCAGGUGGUAUCUGGAGUCAAACAGCCUAAAACCCCCCAACCGGCACCAAGAACGAGGACGACCACCACCCAACCGAAGACGUCUACACCCAACGCCAAGACUGCUUUAAAGGUCCUCACAAGCAAGACCCCUCCCUUCAGUUCAGACGAGGACUCUGAGGAAGAGGACACAGACAUGGAGGAGGAACUGCCUCUGACACUCCCAAAGGGCAAAUCACCACAGCCCAGACUGAACCAGGCCGCCCCAGUCCAGAUCAGAGCCAGCAGAGCCAGUCCGGUCCUGACCAGGCAGGCUGCGGUCAGACAGUCGUCCACCUCCAUCGCCCAGCAGGCCCGGACGUCGGCGGGUGGAGCGACCAAGACAGCAGUUACGAAGAUGGAGAGCGAUGAAGAGGAGGAUGAGUGGUCAGAAAUCAGCGAGCUGCAGGAGAUCGACCCCAGACAGCUGCAGAGCUACAAAGACCAGAACGGCAACGUGGACAAGAGAAACCACGGUAAAGAGAACAAAAUCAACGACCUUGCCAGGAAAAUGGAGAAGCAGUUUGCAGACAGAGUGGUGAAGAAACCAGCAGGGGGCGUGAGCAUCUUACCAGAGAGGAAGGAUGAGAUCCAGGAGCUGACGUACACAGACCUGGAGGAGAGCAGUGAGUGGAUGGUCUCCUCAUUAGAGGAAAGACUAGAAGUGUCCAAACCGGUCCAGAGCUCCGUCCUGCUGAGGAAGAGUCUGGACUCCCCCAGCACCAGCGUCUGGGGAACCUCCACAGGAAAAGCUCCCAGAUCAGGUCUGACUGAAGCUGGAACCGGCAGCACCCUGAAGAGCAGCCUGUGUUCCCUCUCUGACAUCAGCGACUCCGAGGACAUGAGCAAUAAGCACAGCUGAUCAGGUGAUGCAGCACAGACACAGACCUCAGCCACCUCCUCUGGACAAACAGACUUCAUUAAAGCUACCAAACACAGAAAAGCAAUACUUAAAGCAGGUUCAGGGUUCAGAAAAACCAUCUGAUCAAUACGCUUUCUUUUCAGUCUCACCUUUUGUGCCAAUUCUUUGCUUGCCUUAGGCCUCCUCAGUGUUCAUCUUUGAGUAGAUGUAGUUUUUUUUAUGUAUAAACCACGCUCCAUAUGAGGGACUGUUUUUGCUACUGCGAGUAGUUUGUGAAGAAUUUUGUACGUCAGAUUUUAUAUUGCCUUUAUGUGACUUUGUAUAGACGAUAUUUAUACCAGCAAUAAAAGAUUUCUUUGUAGAAA